AUGUUCGCAUCUUUUGCUUUUGUCAGAGCAUCGUCGCCCAAAAAGGAUCGCUGCUAUCGCUCUGCUUUUAGAAAAGAAAUAAAAUAAACAGAAAAUCCAGAAACACAAAGAAUGUCAAGCUCUAACGUGGCCACCAUGAAAAAGGCGGUGCAGCAGCUCCGUUUCGAGGCGAGCAUAAACAGAGUGAAGGUUUCACAGGCAGCUGUGGAGCUGCAGCAGUUUUGCUUGCAGAACGCCUUGCAGGACCCUCUGCUCACCGGAGUGUCCUCCAGCACCAACCCCUUCAGGCCGCAGAAAGUCUGCUCCUUCUUGUGAAAUCACCGUCUUCAUUGGCCUUCGUUCAGACGCUACAGGGAAACGUUGACCUCAGCACUCCUCCUCAUGCCAAGCCAUUUUACUGCCACGGGAAAUGUAGAACACAUUCAAGUCAGGAAAAGAAACUGUUAGUAACAUUCAAAUAAAAGGAAUGUUUUUUUGUUUUUUUUUCCCGUUUUUUUUUUUUUUUCUUUUGGGUUUUUUUCAUGGCACACUGUGAUUUUUAAGUCAAUAAUUGUGCCUUUUUCUAUCAAUCUGUAGUGGUCUUUAUUGCUUUGGAAUUUUUGUAUUUAAAAAAAUAAAAACAUUCAUAGCUACAGA
Fundulus heteroclitus (mummichog) is the source of this 636-nucleotide messenger RNA. Its product is annotated as guanine nucleotide-binding protein G(I)/G(S)/G(O) subunit gamma-5. Gene Ontology annotation, molecular function: G-protein beta-subunit binding. Gene Ontology annotation, cellular component: heterotrimeric G-protein complex. The coding region runs from base 112 to 315 and encodes 67 amino acids. The record is from RefSeq and is a predicted model, not a curated record. Gene Ontology annotation, biological process: G protein-coupled receptor signaling pathway. The transcript is spliced from 3 exons. Lineage: Eukaryota; Metazoa; Chordata; Actinopteri; Cyprinodontiformes; Fundulidae.